AUGGUGGUGGUGUUCUUUCGAGGUUGUGUCUCAGAAGCCAAUCACUCCUCCAUUGUUUUUCCAGUCACCGGGAAUAUUUAUCCUGCAUGGGCGUACUAUACAACAAUCAAGAUAGGCAAGCCACCCACCCCUUUCAAGCUGUUCGUUGAUAGCGGUAGUUACAUCACUUGGGUCAAAUGUCAUGGACAUUGUGAGAAUUGCGACAGGCCCCCAAGACGUCUGUACAGGCCACCAAAAGAUAGCACUGUGCAAUGUCAAGAUCCCUUAUGUGCUGCUAUUCUACGAAACAAACCUAAUUGUAUAAUCCCUACUGGUCCAUGCGAGUACCGUAAUGGCUAUGGUGAUGAGAGUUCAACUCAAGGCUACUUGGUUAAAGACGUUUUCCAGCUUCAACUUAUGAAUGGCUCUGUCAUUGAUUUUCCUAUGGUGUUUGGGUGUGGAUACAAGGAAAUUGGACAUUUUUCAGGGGAUGGAAUUAUUGGUUUAAGCAGAAAUCAAGCUAGCCUCGUGUCCCAAAUACAUUCUCAAGGCCUAAUACAAGAAGUGACCGGUCACUGUUUUAGUAAAAGAGGAGGUGGGUUUUUGUUUUUAGGAGAUGAUCUUGUACCUCAUUCGGGAAUUUCCUGGACACCAAUCAUAGAAAAUGAUAACAAGGAAUAUAGAUCGGGACCAGUGGACCUCUUAUUUGAUGGAAGUCGGACUCAAGUAAGACAACUUCAGUUCACUUUCGAUAGUGGAUCGAUCUCAACCUACUUAAACAAGCAAGCCUACCGAAAUACACUUGAUAUGAUUAACCGAGCUCUGAAAGUAAAGCCAUUAACAUCUGCAAACCCAGAGCGUUGGCUUCCGAUAUGCUGGAGACGACGUAAUCAAAAACCUAUUAGCUCUCUCAAUGAUAUUAGGCAUUACUUCAAGCCAUUGAGUUUGCGAUUCACAAAUGAACAGAAUGUUAAGCUUGACUUGCCUGUUCAAGCUUAUCUCAUACUUGUCAAAGGCAAAGUGUGCUUGGGGAUUCAGAAUGGUGAUUUCUUAGGACCAGAAAAUGAGAAUUUAAUUGGAGCCAUUUCAAUGCAAGAUAAGUUGGUGAUAUAUGAUAAUGUCAAUCGUCGAAUUGGAUGGGCUUCCAGAGCGGUAAAGGAAUUACAUUUGAGUCUUUUUCCUAGUCAAAAUCAAAGAGUAGAGGAUCGACCUGAUAUAGUUCUUCGAAUUUUUCAUAUAAAACUUUCUGAGUUUGUGAGCGACAUCAAAAUGGACAGCUAUUUUGACAAAGUUUUCGAGAUUUCACUUCAAGAGACAACCUACUUUAUACGAUGUUACAAUGUAUGCUAUUAUUGUCCAGACGAGCCUAGUUGUCAUCUGGACAAUUUAGACAUUUUUGAGUCAGAGGAGGUUCUGUCUUCUGUCCGGACAAACUCAAGGAGCUGUAUGGACACCAAUGUCUGGGCAUCCCAUGGGUGCCGUCCAGACAAUUAG
Molecule: messenger RNA, 1473 nt
Organism: Tripterygium wilfordii
Lineage: Eukaryota; Viridiplantae; Streptophyta; Magnoliopsida; Celastrales; Celastraceae
Product: aspartyl protease APCB1-like
Exons: 10
Coding region: 1-1473 (490 amino acids)
Biological process (GO): proteolysis
Molecular function (GO): aspartic-type endopeptidase activity
Source: RefSeq, a predicted model, not a curated record